This is a messenger RNA of Rhinichthys klamathensis goyatoka, 1046 nucleotides long. RefSeq names its product mitochondrial ribosomal protein S35 (gene mrps35). The transcript has 8 exons. Gene Ontology annotation, molecular function: structural constituent of ribosome. NCBI's taxonomy places the organism in Eukaryota, Metazoa, Chordata, Actinopteri, Cypriniformes, Leuciscidae. Bases 30 to 1046 code for a protein of 338 amino acids. Gene Ontology annotation, cellular component: mitochondrial small ribosomal subunit. Gene Ontology annotation, biological process: mitochondrial translation. The record is from RefSeq and is a predicted model, not a curated record.
GCCGUAGUCACACCGCAGGUUUUCCCAUCAUGGCUGCGUCCAUCACUCACCCUGCGCUGUCCUCCUUAUGCAAAAUAAACUGUAAUAUUAAUGGAAUAUAUAGUUUAAUUUCAUUAAGCAGGGGGAUUUCAAUCUCCUCUGUCCUCUCAACAAGCGCCGUGGCCACAGAAAGAGAAGCUGCAGGCAGAGGUGGUCGGGGUCAGUGGAGGUCAAAGAGACAGGCUGGAGAGCCCAGGACGGAGAGGAUGGCCGAGGAUCAGGACUGGACCGUGGUUUACCCCACUGCCGCCUCAUUCAAAGCGUCCGCCGUUCCCCUGCCGGUGCGGAUGGGAUAUCCCGUGAAGAGAGGCGUACCGCCUGCCAAGAAGGGCAACCUGGAACUGAUAAAGAUUCCAAACUUUUUACACUUAACCCCGGUUGCCAUUAAGAAGCACUGUGAGGCCCUGAAGCCGUUCUGUACGGAGUGGCCGUCUGCCCUGGACUCUGAUGAGAAAUGCAUGGAGCACUUCCCGAUCCGGGUGCAGAAUAAGGAGUUUGUGUCCGCUGGACUGUCGCUGCGAAACCCAGACGCACGGAUAGUGACACUGAAGGUGAAGCUCUCCAGCCUAAAUCUGGAUGAUCACGCCAGAAAGAAGAUGAUCAAACUCAGCGAUGAGCGUUACUGUGAAGACACCGACACGCUCACCAUCACCGCAGACAGUUGCCCGCUGAGAGCGCAGAAUUAUGAUUACGCCAUGUACCUCCUCACCGUGCUUUACCACGAGUCCUGGAAAACCGAGGCAUGGGAGCAGGAAAAGACACGUGCAGAUAUGGAGGAGUACGAUUGGGAAGACAGUCCAUCCCAAAAGAACGUUCUGGAAACUCUGGUGCGUAUGCGAGGGCUCGGAGCGAGGGAUGAGGUGGAGGAGGGAACGAGGGAGGAGCUGCUGGGACAGACCCCCGUACAGGAGUACAGAGACGCGAUAGUCGAGCUGAAGAACGAGGGAGAGACUGAGGAAAAACUACGGAAGUAUAAAGAGGCUGUGAAGAAGCUCCUUAAUAUCUGA